AUGGGUGAGCAGAAAGUGAUUGAAGAAAUAGAAGAAGCGAUGAAGAGCAAGACUUCUAUGGUUUUCGCCAUUAAUGGUGAAAGAUUCGAGCUCGAGCUCUCUUCCCUUGAUCCUUCAACUACACUCAUCGAUUUCUUGCGCAACAAGACUCCUUUCAAGAGCGUCAAGCUCGGCUGUGGCGAAGGUGGUUGUGGCGCUUGUGUUGUUCUUCUCUCAAAGUAUGAUCCAUUGCUCGAGAAGGUCGAUGAUUUCACAGUCAGCUCUUGUCUCACGCUCCUAUGCAGCAUCGACGGCUGCUCCAUCACUACCUCAGAAGGCCUCGGCAACAGCAGAGCCGGUUUCCACGCUGUCCACGAGCGUAUCGCCGGUUUCCACGCCACGCAAUGCGGUUUCUGCACUCCUGGAAUGAGCGUUUCCAUGUUCUCCGCUCUCUUGAACGCUGACAAGUCUCAUCCUCCUCCUCACAACGGUUUCUCAAACCUCACGGCUGCUGAAGCAGAGAAGGCUGUGUCAGGGAAUCUAUGCCGGUGCACCGGUUACAGACCGCUCGUGGACGCUUGUAAGAGCUUCUCAGCUGACGUGGACAUCGAAGACCUCGGAUACAAUUCCUUUUGCAAGAAGGGAGAACAAAACAGAGCCGAGGUUUUAAAAACUUUGCCUUGUUAUGAUCAUGCAACAUCUCAAGUCUGUAAGUUUCCUGAGUUCUUGAAGGAAGAGAUCAAGAACGGUAUGGUUCUUGAUCCAAGAAAGUACAGAUGGUCAAGCCCUGUGAGUGUCUCGGAGCUUCAGGGGUUAUUAUCAGAGGCUGAGAAUGGAAUGGCGGUUAAGUUAGUUGCGGGUAACACGAGCACAGGGUAUUACAAAGAAGAGAAACAGAGGACGUACGAACGGUUUUUCGAUGUAAGGCGGAUUCCGGAGCUUGCUGUGGUGAGAAGAGAUGAGAAAGGAGUUGAGUUAGGAGCUGCUGUGACUAUAUCGAAAGCUAUUGAGGUUUUGAGAGGUGAAGAGAAUGUUUCUAUGUUGGAGAAACUGGCGGAUCAUAUGGAGAAGAUUGCGAACAGGUUCGUGAGGAACACGGGGACGGUGGGAGGAAACAUCAUGAUGGCGCAGAGGAAACAGUUUCCUUCGGAUCUCACAACCAUACUUGUAGCUGCUAGAGCAACUGUGAAGAUCAUGAGUAGCGGCUCUGGUCAAGAAGAGUUUACCUUUCACGAUUGA
Molecule: messenger RNA, 1218 nt
Organism: Microthlaspi erraticum
Lineage: Eukaryota; Viridiplantae; Streptophyta; Magnoliopsida; Brassicales; Brassicaceae
Source: the annotation of a GenBank genome assembly